AUGGCAGCUCCAGAAAUGGUGGAGGUGGAGGUGGAGCCCAGUCUCAGAGGUCCUGAAAUAGUCACCAUGGGGGAGAACGACCCGCCGGCAGCUGAAGCCCCUUUCUCCUUCCGAUCACUUUUUGGCCUUGAUGAUUUGAAAAUAAGUCCUGUUGCACCAGAUGCAGACGCAGUGGCCGCCCAGAUCUUGUCCCUGCUGCCCUUGAAGUUUUUUCCAAUCAUCAUCAUUGGGAUCAUUGCACUGAUACUGGCGGUGGCCAUCGGGCUGGGCGUCCACUUCGACUGCUCUGGGAAGUACAGGUGUCAUUCGUCUUUUAAGUGCAUUGAACUGACAGCUCGAUGUGACGGGGUCUUGGACUGCAAGAACGGAGAGGAUGAGUACCGAUGUGUCCGGGUGAGUGGCCGGAGUGCAGCGCUCCAGGUGUUCACAGCUGCCUCUUGGAGGACUAUGUGCUCUGAUGACUGGAAAGACCACUAUGCGAAUGUCGCCUGUGCCCAGCUGGGGUUUCCCAGCUACGUGAGUUCAGGCAACCUCAGGGUGGACUCACUUGAGGCGCAGUUCCAGGCCUACUUUGUGUCCAUCAACCAUCUCUUACCCGAUGACAAGGUGACGACACUGCACCACUCCGUGUAUGUGAGGGAGGGAUGUGCCUCGGGUCAUGUGGUCACCUUGAAGUGCACAGAUUGUGGUCUGAGAGCAGGCUUCAGCCCACGCAUCGUUGGUGGGAACAUGUCCUCGCUCGCACAGUGGCCCUGGCAGGUCAGCCUUCAGUUCCAGGGGUACCACCUGUGUGGGGGCUCUAUCAUCACGCCCCUGUGGAUAGUCACUGCUGCACACUGCGUUUAUGACCUAUACCUCCCCAAGUCAUGGACCAUCCAAGUGGGUCUAGUUUCUUUGCUGGACAGCCCAGCCCCCUCCCAUUUGGUGGAAAAAAUCAUCUAUCACAGCAAGUACAAACCAAAGAGGUUGGGUGAUGACAUCGCCCUCAUGAAGCUGGAGGGGCCGCUCACCUUCGACGAGAUGAUCCAACCAGUCUGUCUGCCCAACUCUGAAGAGCACUUCCCAGAUGGAAAAGUCUGCUGGACAUCAGGAUGGGGGGCCACAGAGGAUGGAGGUGAUGCCUCCCCUGUCCUGAACCAUGCGGCUGUCCCUUUAAUUUCCAACAAGCUCUGCAACCACAGGGAUGUGUAUGGCGGCCUCAUCUCCCCAUCCAUGCUCUGUGCAGGCUACCUAAAGGGUGGCGUGGACAGUUGCCAGGGAGACAGCGGAGGGCCCCUGGUGUGUCAGGAGAGAAAGCUGUGGAAGCUGGUGGGCGCCACGAGCUUUGGCAUUGGCUGUGCUGAUGUGAAUAAGCCUGGGGUCUACACCCGCAUCACCGCCUUCCUGGACUGGAUUCAUGAGCAGAUGGAGAGAGACCUGAAGACUUGAAGAGUCGGGGACAAGCCACCACCUGAGCUCCUGAGGGCAGACACAGCCUGAUCCUUCCCUGGACUCCUGUGUGGGCACACCGGAUAUGACCUCCUGCCUUCUGUGUUCUGCCUGCCACACUGACAGCAGAGCCAAAGGGAGACACAGUGGCCUCACCUGGACCAACCUGUUCCUAAUGCCUCCAGCCAUAGGGCUUUGAGCUGAAAUGACCUUAAGGCUCCUUUCUGACCUUCACUUCCUCUCUUUGCUUGUCCACUCCUUUUUCUCUACAGGAGUCAUGCAGAAUAACUGACAAGCCUGGUCACAUGGGCAGGCACCUGGUGAAGGCCUGGUGGCCCAGAACUGCAGGUGUGCGAUCACCGGAGACUUACCCAUCUGCAUAUUUUAACCGCGGGCACCAGACCCAAUCCCAAACUUUCUACUCCAAGAUCUCUUUCCACAUGUGGGAAGCUUAAUCUGCGAAUGGGUUAGCUUGGGGCUUCAUUCCAUCGUUGUCUUGUAGCAGCUGGUGCUUGACGGAUCAUUGGCGAGAUGUUGCUCCAGACGACAGAGCCUGUUGGCUUGCUCUGUGGUCGCACUUGGGUGAAUGAACCCUCACGACUCACGUGAAUUGAAACUAA
Messenger RNA from Castor canadensis (American beaver), 2048 nucleotides. RefSeq names its product transmembrane serine protease 3 (gene Tmprss3). Lineage: Eukaryota; Metazoa; Chordata; Mammalia; Rodentia; Castoridae. Gene Ontology annotation, molecular function: protein binding; serine-type endopeptidase activity. Gene Ontology annotation, biological process: proteolysis. The record is from RefSeq and is a predicted model, not a curated record. Gene Ontology annotation, cellular component: membrane.